Molecule: messenger RNA, 2355 nt
Organism: Dreissena polymorpha
Lineage: Eukaryota; Metazoa; Mollusca; Bivalvia; Myida; Dreissenidae
Product: gastrula zinc finger protein XlCGF57.1-like
Exons: 3
Coding region: 115-1812 (565 amino acids)
Biological process (GO): regulation of transcription by RNA polymerase II
Molecular function (GO): RNA polymerase II cis-regulatory region sequence-specific DNA binding; DNA-binding transcription factor activity, RNA polymerase II-specific
Source: RefSeq, a predicted model, not a curated record
ACCAAAACGACAAAUACGAAACAAUAUAUGACGAAGUAGCUUUUAACAACACGUUUAUUUAGAAGUGGUGAUCUGUGCAAAUAUUAAAAGGUUUUCCAGUGCAUUAAAGAGAGCAUGGAAUCCAAUUUCUGUGACAAUCAAGGGAUAUCAGCAUCAAGUGACGGUGAAGUUACAGACAUGUUGACGUCUAAUGACAUCUUUAAUCGCAUCGAUAAGGAGCUGUUCUGGUGUGACACCUGUGGACGUUGUAUGCGGGACCUGAUUAGUUUGAGACAGCAUGUUGCAGAGCACAUUGUUGAUGUCAUUGCAGACAAAAAUGACACUUAUGCCAGCCAAACCUUACAUGCAGGCCUUUUUAGUUAUCAAGAAGGUGUAACAGAUGAAAAUGUGAAGGAAAAAUUAGAAGACACUACGCUAGGGGCUCCUGACUGUCAAGAAGAUGCUGAAGUCCGUUACAGUUGCUCAGUAUGUGGGACCGAGUUCUCAGUGUUGCAGGAGUUCAGAAAUCACCAAAAUGUACAUGAUCAAACUUGCAUCACAACUCAAAAUGAAAACGGGCUUAAAGUCAACAAGGGGUUAAUUUCUUCAAGGUGGGACCUCACAAAUCAUCACACAGGAGGGCGGCCACACAGGUGCAGUGUUUGUGGAAAAGGAUUUGUCAGCAGUUCACAACUCACACGGCAUAUGAGGAUUCACACAGGAGAGAGGCCACACAGUUGCAGUGUUUGUGGAAAGGGAUUUGUCACCAGUUCCAACCUCACUCAGCAUAUGGGUAUUCUCACAGGAGGCAGGCCACACAGGUGCAAUGUUUGUGGAAAGGGAUUUGCCAGGGUCUCUCACCUCACAAAUCAUAUGAGGAUUAACACAGGAGAGCGGCCACACAGUUGCAGUGUUUGUGGAAAGGAAUUUGUCACCAGUUCACAACUCACACGGCAUAUCGGGUUUCACACAGGAGAGUGGCCACACAGUUGCAGUGUUUGUGGAAAGGGAUUUGCCGCCAGUUUACACCUCACACGGCAUAUGAGGAUUCACACAGGAGAGCGGCCACACAGGUGCAGUGUUUGUGGAAAGGGAUUUGUCACCAGUUCCAACCUUACUCAGCAUAUGAGUAUUCACACAGGAGAGCGACCACACAGUUGCAGUGUUUGUGGAAAGGGAUUUGCCAGCAGUUCACACCUCACAAAUCAUAUGAGGAUUCACACAGGAGAGCGGCCACACAGUUGCAGUGUUUGUGGAAAGGGAUUUGCCAGGGGCUGGGACCUCACAAUUCAUAUGAGGAUUCACACAGGAGAGCAGCCAUACAGUUGCAGUGUUUGUGGAAAGGGAUUUGCCACCAGUUCACAACUCACACGGCAUAUGAGGAUUCACACAGGAGAGAGGCCACACAGUUGCAGUGUUUGUGGAAAGGAAUUUGUCACCAGUUCACAACUCACAUGGCAUAUCGGGUUUCACACAGGAGAGCGGCCACACAGUUGCAGUGUUUGUGGAAAGGGAUUUGCCGCCAGUUCACACCUCACACGGCAUAUGAGGAUUCACACAGGAGAGCGGCCACACAGGUGCAGUGUUUGUGGAAAGGGAUUUGCCAGGGGCUGGGACCUCACAAUUCAUAUGAGGAUUCACACAGGAGAGCAGCCAUACAGUUGCAGUGUUUGUGGAAAGGGAUUUGCCACCCGUUCACAACUCACACGGCAUAUGAGGAUUCACACAGGAGAGAGGCCACACAGUUGCAGUGUUUGUGGAAAGGGAUUUGUCACCAGUUCCAACCUCACUCAGCAUAUGAGGAUUCACACAGGAGAGCGGCCACACAGUUGAAGUGUGUGCGGAAAGGGAUUUGUCACCAGUUCACACCUCACAUAUCAUAUGAGUAUUCACACACGAGAGCAGCCUCACAGUUUCAGUGUUUUUGGAAAAGGAUUUGCCAGGGACUCAGACCUCACAAAUCAUAUGAGUAUUCACACAGAAGAGCGGCCACACAGUUGCAGUGUUUGUGAAAAGGGAUUUGCCAGGGACUCGGACCUCACACGGCAUAUGCGGAUUCACACGAGAGAGCUGCCACACAUUUGCAGUGUUUAUGGAAAGGGAUUUGCCGGAGGCUCGGACAUCACACGGCAUAUGAGGAUUCACACAUGAGAGCGUCCACACCGUUGCAGUGUUUGGUGGAAAGGGAUUUGCCAGGGGCUCGGACCUCACAAAUUAUAUGAGGAUUCACGCAGUUACAGUGUUUGUGGAAAGGGAUUUGCCACCAGCUCUGACCUUAAAAAGCAUACGAGAAUUUACACGUAAGAGUGGUAACACAGUUUAUGCGUUUGUGGAAAGAACUGUGUUGUGUGGAUUCACAAUGUAGACCGGCCAACA